UAGAACCAAAGUUUACCAGAGACAAGUCGGACGAAACUUUGUCAGUGACAGGAGGUGAUUCCCUUCUCUUUCUUUUCAAAACUUGACUGAAGACGAAAAUAUGGCCACCUCCAAGAAGAAGACCAGGAAGCUACGAGGACACGUGAGCCAUGGCCACGGUCGUAUCGGAAAGCACCGCAAGCAUCCUGGAGGUCGCGGUAACGCUGGUGGUGAGCACCACCACAGAAUCAACAUGGACAAGUACCAUCCCGGAUACUUUGGCAAACUUGGUAUGAGGAAUUACCACGAAAGGAAAAACAAGCUGUUCAACCCAGUAUUGAACUUGGACAAGCUAUGGACCCUGGUGUCUGAGCAGGCCCGUCUCAAGUAUGCCACAGCCACUGACGGCAAAGUACCCGUCAUCAACAUUGUCAAGGCUGGUUACUACAAAUUACUUGGCAAAGGCAAGCUUCCCAAGCAGCCCGUCAUAGUUAAGGCUAAGUUCUUCUCCAAAACAGCUGAGAAAAAGAUCAAGGCUGUAGGAGGUGCCUGCGUUUUGUCUGCGUAAUUUAAGUACACAUUAAAAAUCUAAAAUCCA
Molecule: messenger RNA, 577 nt
Organism: Spodoptera frugiperda (fall armyworm)
Lineage: Eukaryota; Metazoa; Arthropoda; Insecta; Lepidoptera; Noctuidae
Gene: RpL27A
Product: 60S ribosomal protein L27a
Exons: 5
Coding region: 101-547 (148 amino acids)
Biological process (GO): translation
Cellular component (GO): cytosolic large ribosomal subunit; ribosome
Molecular function (GO): structural constituent of ribosome
Source: RefSeq, a predicted model, not a curated record